This is a messenger RNA of Hypoxylon trugodes, 1788 nucleotides long. RefSeq lists its product as uncharacterized. Gene Ontology annotation, molecular function: zinc ion binding; DNA binding. The record is from RefSeq and is a predicted model, not a curated record. The coding region runs from base 370 to 1362 and encodes 330 amino acids. NCBI's taxonomy places the organism in Eukaryota, Fungi, Ascomycota, Sordariomycetes, Xylariales, Hypoxylaceae. The transcript is spliced from 6 exons.
GGUCGUCUCCAACCAAUUCUUUUUCUCUCUUCCCACUUCGCAUUCCCCUCGACUUCCUCAUUAUUCUUGUUUCUUCCCUUUUCCAUUUUACAUUAUUUCGUUUUUGAUUUGAUUUCCUUUUCAUUCUCUCAAUCCUAGUAGGAAUUAAUUAAAAAUUCCUUGUUUUUCGAGGAAUCCAGGAAAUCUAAUCAGCAAACAAACCAAUUCCGCCCGUCCUUUCUGAUCUGCCGUUCGCACACAAAGGCGUAACAUCGACACCAUCCAAUACACAAAAUCCCCUUUCAUAUUUCAUCUCGUAGCGACUGAAAUAUUUUACGGACAUCUCUUCUAUCAGAAAUCUACCGAAGAAUUGAAGAGACUGAAAUAAUCAUGCCUUAUCGUAUUGAGCUCUCUAAGAGCAACCGUGCUCUAUGUCAAGACACGGAAUGCAAGAAGCAGCAAAUAAAGAUCGACAAGGGUGAGCUGCGCCUAGGCACCUGGGUCGAGAUCCAGGAACACGGAACUUGGCGAUGGCGACACUGGGGUUGUACCUCUGGUAAGAUUGUCGCCAACAUGCAGGAGUCUAUCGCCAAAGACGAUGGCUACCAGUGGGACAUGCUCGAUGGCUUUGACGAGUUAGACGAUCAUCCUGAGCUCCAGGAGAAGAUCAAGCGUGUUAUAACCCAAGGCCACAUCGAUCCUGAGGAUUUCAAGGGUGAUCCGGAGUUCAACAAGCCUGGCCAGGCAGCUAUCCGUGGCCGUGCCAAGAAGGCUAAGGCAAAAAAGGACGAAGACGAGUCCGACGAAGGCGAGUCUUCUAAGAAGGCUGCUAAAAAGCCCGCUAAACGAGGCCGCAAGAAGGCUGAGGAGGAAGACGAGGAAGAGGAGGCCCAGCCUGCUAAGAAGAAGGCCAGAGGUCGUAAACCCAAGAAAACUGCCGACGAAGAUGAAGACGAAGUAGAGGAGCCGGCUCCUGUUAAAGCCCCCGCCAAAGCUCCGGCCAAGAAAGGUCGAGCUAAGAAGGUUGUCGAGGACGAUGAAGAGGAGCAAGAGGAGCCCGCCCCUACUAAGGCUCCCGCUAAGAAGGCUCGAGGUAAGAAAGCUGCCAAGGCUCCGACCCCUGAGCCUGAGGAGGACGAGGAAGAGCAAGACGAGGAACCCGAACCCGAACCCGCCCCCGUCAAGAAGACCAAGGCUAAGGCUGCACCCAAAGCUCCGGCCAAGGCUACGGCCGGGUCGAAGGCCAAACCCAAGUCUCGAGCUGGUCGAAAGCCCAAGGCUCAGGUUGCGGAACCGGAGGAAGAACCUGAGGAGAACGAGGAAGAGGAAGAGGUUGCUGCUCCCAAAGCAAAACGCGGCCGAGGUCGUGCUAAGAAGGCUUAAGUUUCUCGUUCUAUCUAACACGGUAGGUGGUGUCGAGGAACUUGAGGGAUUGAUGGGUCAGCAUUGAGACCAACGCCAUAUAUAGCACGCAGAGUCGCUGGCUUUCGGAGAUCUCCGUUGGCCCAUCAUCCACUUGCUCUUCGCUUGAUCUGUUGGAGGAAAUUUUCGCACUAUCCGGAGUCAUGAGCUUUUCUUUUCAUAUUGGGCGGGUUCAUACGAUUCGUGCCAGGAAAUGUCGAUGGGAGUAUUUCCGUGGCACCUUGUGUAAUACUAGCAGGAAGAGCUCACGGAUAGGUGCUAUGCUUCGGAAAGAUACCAAUUAAUGACACCAUAGAUUGUUGCCGCUUCUUCGAGACUAUUCACAACUCCAUACUAGCUACUAUUCAUAUGGAAAUUGAAAGUUGCCAAUAGUGCACUUCUGACGUA